AUGCCAUUGAUUUGCGAUGGAGACAACGAGGAGUUGUUGGAAAUCGACGAUAGUGUUGUGGAAUGUUCGAGGGACAAGAGAAGUCUUUCGACGGAGGAGACAUUCCGCGGCUUCGAAAAAGUGCCUCUAGUACUAUGCCAGCGAAUUGAUAUAACUCCUUAUAUAAAUAAACAUUCCAAGGCGCCCGACCUGAAAGAUGAUAUGAGACCGGUGGAAAUUAUGGAUAAAGACGACAUGAGCAAAUUAUUAACAGAUUGCUCGGUAGUUUUAGUGAGGGAGGAUCUGAACAGCUUAAAAGAGCCGCUCCGUCAUCAGAACGAGAAUUUUAAAUGUAGGAUAUGUGACAAGGGCUAUCCCAGUGAAAGAAAACUCAACAACCACUUAGAAAACAAACAUAUGACAGUGAAGACACCCAAACGAGUUUCAUUCUCUGAGCACAUAAUAGUUCACGAAGUCGAAGAGUACCACCGAUGUAGGAAGUGUCCCAAGAUAUUUAAAGACUACGAAACUUUGAAGAUCCACAUGCGACAGAACCACAAGAAACGGAAGUGUUACAUCUGCAAUUAUUGUAGUAAAGACUUUGUUGACCGAACCUUCUUCAAAGUUCACAUCAAACUGCACUGUGACGCGUGCGGAUUACUGCUGCCAAAUAAAAAGCUAUAUCUGGAGCAUAGAGAGAAAGUAUGCAGAGUGGUCAAGAAGUAUGAGUGUAAGACGUGCGUCAAACAUUUCUUCCGGUUCAUGGAUCUUAAGGAUCAUAGCUACGAGCACGUCGGAACGUUUUUCAUAUGUGACGUGUGCAAAGAGCUGUUUCACAACAAAUGUGAAGCCGCCCACCACAUCAUGUAUUCUCAUUCAACGGAACGGCCAACAUCCAACUACAUAGAAACAUCGGGAUCCUUCACAUGUUUGUUCUGCGAUACCAGCUUUAAUUCCCUCGAAGAUAUAGAAAAACAUGUCGGCGAGUUGCCGGACUUGCAAAACACAACAACUACUUAUUACAAUGAUUAUCAUUUUUGUGAUCAAUGCAGUAAAAAGUUUGAUGCUGAGUCCGAAAUGCUCCAACACAAAUGGUCACACUUUCUGAAUAGCACCGAUAACUCACAGACACGGAAAGAUGGUGAUGAUGUUGACAAUGAUGAUUUAAUAACUGAUGAUGGAACUCAGUUAAAAACGACCUAUAAGUUGGGAGAAGAACUACCUUUGAGCCUUCAACCAAAGUUGGUUCUAGAGAAAAUAGAACUGCCUAAGAAACCCAAGAUGAAGCAGGUACCGAAUCGGCCAGAGAGUUUCAUAGGUGCAACCAAUGUAUCAAUAGGAACACUUAAAAAGGCCAUUGUAGACCCGGUUACCAAGAAGACCAUACUAUCAAACCAUAAAUGUGAGAAAUGCGGCAAAUACCUGUCAUCCAAUUACUGUUUGAACCGACACAUGAGGAGAGUCCACAGCAUCGUCAAAGAGACAUACGAAGAGAAUCUCCAGUGUUAUGUGUGUGAGGAAGUUUUCUUCUGGCCAUCUCUGCUCCACAAUCAUCGUUGUAUCAGAAGCAACAUACCUGAGAUGCCGUUCGAUGAUGCUCGUCCCGAGAUACACUUUGAUAACUAUGAGGAAUCCCUUCAUAACGAUAGCGAGGAAUUUAUGAAUAUGGACUAUGAGAUGGCUUCACCGAUAGUUCAGUUGACGGAGUAUGAUAACUUAAACAUUGUGGUCAACAACGGAAACGGUCGUCUGGAUGUUAUAGACAAUGAAAAGAAUCAGAUUAACGGGUUGGGUUUCAAGGUGGUGAUGCAAGAAGUUCCAAUUGAGUUCUAG
Molecule: messenger RNA, 1812 nt
Organism: Danaus chrysippus (African queen)
Lineage: Eukaryota; Metazoa; Arthropoda; Insecta; Lepidoptera; Nymphalidae
Source: the annotation of a GenBank genome assembly